GGCCUAAUUGCACUAGUUCUAGAGUUCCAGGCCUACCAAAGUUUCCUAUAGUUUCUAUCUGUUGGGUUACUUGACAAUUUGAGAUCAAGGACAACAUAGGAUUAGGCAGCAAGUUAGACUCACACUUUGCUCCCAAAACAGUUGAUUAGGUUUUUGAGGAAUGAAUUCAGAUUGCAUAUUAUGUAAGUACUAAUAAUCUUGCAUGCGCAAUGCGCGCGUCACUAAUAUAAAUUCUGCAAAAGCAAAUUAUAUUCCCAUUAGUAAAAAUAUAUCAAAUUAACCAUCAAUGUCUUUGUGAAUCUCAUGCCUUCUGGUGGCACUUGAACAAAGAUGAUUUGCACCUUCUUUAUUAUACAAGUUUCAUGUAUCAUCUUAUAUUAAAACAAACAACAAGUUAUGAUGAUGAACAACUAUGAUAUGCUCUUAUAACUUCAAAUCUUACACGUAAACCCACGUACUAUAGACAGGUAAUCACUUUCAUAUGAACAUAAUAUCGUUCUCUUGGUGACAUGACAGAAUCUAAAUGUCCAUCCAGACAUAGUCAAAACAUGAAGCAAAUAAUCAGUUUCACAAUACCAGCUGUAAAAGAAAUAGUCUCACAGCAAGAUGCAUAAAUGGAGCAAAUAAUCAGUCUCACAAUAAGAUACAACAUGUUUCAAGUAGCUAAGUAUUUGUUUUGAUGCAUUUUGGUUCAACAAAGCUAACAAAAAGGCUGAAAUAAACCCAAAUGAGAAAAAUGGCAGUUAUAUUGUGUGCAAAGUGGGAAAUACACGCCCAAAGAAAAAUAAAUCUGUCUGGUAUAAUCUGCAAUAAAAUGUAUAGUCCAACUACCAGCUAAAUGAUCUUACCUUUUUUGCUUGUACAUUGCAUGUGAGAUUCAAACCUUUCAUUGUUCAUUCUUCUUUAAGUUAUAACCUGCAUCAAGGAAGGGGCAUGACUUAAUGUGAAAUGGAUGAGCGGAAAGAGCUAUUGACUUAAGGAGAUGCAGGUCCAGCUGCUAUAAAACAUAUGAGAGUCAACAGCCUUCGAAGAACUUCUAUUGUUGCAAUGGAGGCCAAAAUUUUCCAGUUUCUCAAUCUUGUUGGAGUCGGCUUUAAAGCAAGAACAGAGCGCAAAGUCUGUGAGCUAUUUCUGAAAGUAGGCUACAACCAGGAGGUGCAGUUCACCGCCCAACCUCCCUUACGCCUCUUCUGUUUAACACCCAACAUAAUAUGCUGCACCGGUAUUGACAAUCAUAGGGCGCACCAUCUUGCAGUUCAAGAGGCUCUUAAUAUGAAUGAAUCUGAACUGCAUGGUCGUCAGAUCAUGGUUUCAGCAAAGAGUACCAAUGUCCCUCGGAUGAAGCAGCAUCCACCACGCAGAGCAUUUAAUCCAUACCAUGGAUACCAUUAUAGAUCAUAUGGGUUACCGUAUUUUCCACCUUACGGUGGUUAUGAGAGAGUUCCCAGAUUCCGUCGGCCAACCCGCUAGAGGCCUUACUACUGAAGUAUGACGUUUCAUGAAGCGCUAUACCAACCAUAUUCGAUGUGCGGAAUAAUUAGUCUACAUGCCGUUUAGAUAAAUUUAUGUGCAGCCAUGGCCAACUUAGCUUCUUCAGUGGUAACUGAAUGCAAUCUGGCAGCUAAGUUAGUUAUGUUGCUUGAUUCAGAAUACUCUUUAUCCUACUUUUUUAAUUGUUCAAUUUAUCAUUCCGGUUUUAACCGAGCGUAAGAUCACCAAACUAAUGCGAAGUUCUGAACCAAACUGAUGCGAAGUUAUGACCAACUGGAAAA
This is a messenger RNA of Lolium rigidum, 1772 nucleotides long. RefSeq lists its product as uncharacterized. Gene Ontology annotation, molecular function: rRNA binding; structural constituent of ribosome. NCBI's taxonomy places the organism in Eukaryota, Viridiplantae, Streptophyta, Magnoliopsida, Poales, Poaceae. Gene Ontology annotation, cellular component: ribosome. The record is from RefSeq and is a predicted model, not a curated record. Bases 1009 to 1470 code for a protein of 153 amino acids. Gene Ontology annotation, biological process: translation. The transcript is spliced from 3 exons.